This is a messenger RNA of Chrysoperla carnea, 1074 nucleotides long. Its product is annotated as transmembrane protein 177. Lineage: Eukaryota; Metazoa; Arthropoda; Insecta; Neuroptera; Chrysopidae. The transcript has 4 exons. The record is from RefSeq and is a predicted model, not a curated record. Bases 103 to 1047 code for a protein of 314 amino acids.
CAUGGAGCCCGUGCUUGUGGAGGUUAUGUUAUUCAAUACCCAUUACAUAGACAAAACAUAAAGUACCCAGUAUUCAUCCAAGUUGCAUUUAAAGAAUUCAUAAUGAAAAUAAAACCAAAAAUUAGUUGGUUUUUAACACCAACCGGUCGAAAUUUUAGCCUAGCAGCAAUUACUACAGCAUCUGUGUCCUGUGUGGCAGCUAAGUUUUUACCUCAUACUAUUUUCCUAGAUAAAUAUCAAGAAAUAGUAACAUCUUACAGGGAUGGUUUACCUCUACCCGUAUCUCCUGGUGUUCAAGAUCGAUUUAAAAAAGUUCUUCAAGUUUUAAAGAUACCAGAACGUGAUGAAAAAUUUUUAAAACCGUUUACAGUAUUCGGUUUUGAUAUAUUUAAUGCAGGAACUGUUUACAGCAAAUGGGGUGCUAUAAUUGGAAUACCUGAAAGUUUUUCAUACAUCUCCAAAGAUACGAUUGAUAAAAGAAGAAUAGAGAUAAACAAUGAACCAGUCGAUUGGACAUCCGAACCAGCACAAAACUUACUAAAUGCGUUGGUUUUAUCAGAAAAUGCACAAAUGUAUGCAUUAGCCAGAGAAGUAGAAGAAAAGAGAUCAUUUAAAAUACUACUAGACACAUCAUAUCCUCCGUUAAUUAUAUUCGCAAUGUAUUCACUUGGUCAAUAUUACAAUAAUAAAUUAAAUUUUUAUAAUAGACCUCGAUCAUUACGUGUUAUGUUCUAUUCGUUAUUAACUUUAUUUGGUGUCGGUUUAUAUUGUUUUUUAAAAGAUUUUACUCAAGUACAUUAUGAAACACAAACAGAUAAAAUAUUAACCGACAUAGAUCCAUUGUUUGUAUACGGAGGUUUAGAAUAUUAUCAAAAAAUAAUCGAACGCAAUAAAGCAUUAAGGAAAUUACUUGGUGCACAUGGUCAACAACUAUACAGUGUGCAUGGUAAUGAGAAUUUUUUUAUUCGCCAAAAACGUUUACCAUUAAAUGUAAGAAAAUUGUACUUUGAAACAAAGCUUUCGGAUUUAAAUAAUGUUCAAAAAUAAACUGUAAUUAUAAAUAUUUUAUUUAUU